AUGGGAGACUGGUCCAUCCUUGGCCGCUUCCUAACAGAGGUUCAAAACCAUUCCACAGUCAUUGGUAAGAUAUGGCUGACAAUGCUGCUCAUCUUCCGCAUCCUGCUCGUGGCCCUGGUGGGGGAUGCUGUCUACAGCGAUGAGCAGUCCAAGUUUACCUGCAACACCCUGCAGCCAGGAUGCAAUAAUGUUUGCUAUGACACUUUUGCCCCUGUCUCACACUUGCGCUUUUGGGUCUUUCAGAUUGUUCUUGUAUCCACACCUUCUAUUUUCUAUAUUGUCUAUGUCUUGCAAAAAAUUACCAAGAAUGAAAAGUCAGAAGUCAAGAAGAUUGAAGUGGUGCCCAGGUCCUCACCUGUACUUGAAAGGGACAAACACAUAGAAGGAGAUAAGGAGUCCGGCAGUCCUUAUAACACUACCUGUAACAACGAGGACUGGAGCUCACAGGAAGAUGAAUGUGAGGAGACAAGCCAGUUGGAAGAGGAAAUGAGAGAGGUCGGAAAAGACCCAACCCAGCUCUCAAGCCAAGUACUACUCAUCUACAUCAUACAUGUUUUGCUGCGCUCCAUUAUGGAGAUAAUCUUCCUCAUUGGGCAGUAUUGCCUAUUUGGAUUUGAAGUCCCACACCUCUUCCGCUGUGAAACCUACCCCUGUCCAAACCGAACUGACUGUUUUGUGUCUCGAGCCACAGAAAAGACCAUCUUUCUCAACUUCAUGUUCAGUGUGAGUCUAGGUUGCUUCAUCUUGAACAUUGUGGAGCUGCAUUAUCUAGGCUGGAUUUAUAUUUUCAGAGUACUGUUCUCUGCAUGCUGCACAUGCUGUGACUCAAGUAGGGCCCCUGUGCAGGUGGAAUUAUAUUCUGACAACAACCCACUGUUGCUUGAGCUCAAACACUCUUUACGUGGCAGGGUUGUCCUGCAGGCCACAUCUACCAUGUCCUGUGACAAGAGCAGUGGCAUCCCAAACCAGGCCCCAGCCAUCUCGUUUGAGACAGACUCUACUCUGGAGUGCACUUCGAAGAGGAAACCAGAUGAAAAGGAACCCAUCAAAACUAGACUGCACAACAUGACAAAAAUAGGAAGAAGCAAAAAGUCAUGGCUGUAA
Messenger RNA from Toxotes jaculatrix (banded archerfish), 1104 nucleotides. RefSeq names its product gap junction delta-2 protein-like. Gene Ontology annotation, cellular component: connexin complex. The record is from RefSeq and is a predicted model, not a curated record. The transcript has a single exon. Gene Ontology annotation, biological process: cell communication. Bases 1 to 1104 code for a protein of 367 amino acids. NCBI's taxonomy places the organism in Eukaryota, Metazoa, Chordata, Actinopteri, Toxotidae.